This is a messenger RNA of Rubroshorea leprosula, 1045 nucleotides long. NCBI's taxonomy places the organism in Eukaryota, Viridiplantae, Streptophyta, Magnoliopsida, Malvales, Dipterocarpaceae. The record is from the annotation of a GenBank genome assembly.
UACUUUCGCGAUUUUGCUUCCAAAUUCUUGCUAAAUCUCUGCGGUUUCGUGCGGUCUGCGCUUUAUUUGAGGCUUCAACAACAGUUUCCCAAGACCAAAAUCAGGUAAUGUUUAUGAAUUUUUUAUUUUAAUUUGGUCGAAGUGCUGUUCUCCUUUCUCCCUUUCUGUGUUUGAUGUUGGGUUUUUUGGAGGAAAUUAGGGUUGGGAGUGAGAAUGCAUUGAGUGUGUUAGAAUUAUUAAGGGUCUUGACGUCGUUCUUCCUCCCCCUUUAUGCAGAAAUUGAGAUGUCUUCAGAAGAGGCCAUGAGUGUAGUGGGAAGUGAGGUGAUGCUCCUGGGGUAUGGUAGCAUGGAUUCGGAGAGCAGUCCGUCUCCAACUAGUUCGGAGAGAACGGUGGAGGAUAUAAGGGGGCGAAGGGUAGUAGAAGUAGAAGAGGAGGAAGAUGAAAUCCCCUCAAACAUUUUGGAGGCUGGAGGUGGUGUAGAUGGGUGUUAUGAGCCAGAUUUAGAGAUAGUGUCUGAGGUGAGGGGGUAUGUGAGUGAGUUAGGUAGCAGGGAUAGUCUGAGGGGCCUCGUGGGUAAUUGUAACCUUCCUCACCACGUCUUAAUUAGGCCUGCCGGGGUGAACGAGAGGGCAUGCUCAACACCCUGGGACCAUUGGAUGCCCCUCUACAUCCAUUAUUUGAUUGCAGGGCUUAGGAGGGAUGCCGAAGUGGAACAGUUGUCUGCUUGGAAAGCUAAGAAAACCAAGCAAAACAACUAUAAAUUAAAUGAGGAUGAGGUGGAGGAGCUAGAAAAGAUGGUGAGGGAGGAGGGGGACAUAAUGGAUAUCCUGUACCUCACCAGUCCGAAGGCAAUAGAGGCUGUUGAGCUCUAUGGGCCAAGCUCAUUAAGCGAAGCUGAGAUGGACGAGUUUAUAAGUGCUGCUGGGGGGCUGCGCAUCCCAAAGAAGCCAAGGAAGAGCUUAUCUUGUGCCAUUUUUUAUGUCUGUUUGUUGUGUCUGUUUUAAGUAAAUCACUUCGGAUGAAAUAAAGUGACUUUAAUUGA